Molecule: messenger RNA, 7623 nt
Organism: Tetrahymena thermophila SB210
Lineage: Eukaryota; Ciliophora; Oligohymenophorea; Hymenostomatida; Tetrahymenidae
Product: phosphatidylinositol 3- and 4-kinase family protein
Exons: 20
Biological process (GO): negative regulation of macroautophagy; TOR signaling
Cellular component (GO): nucleus; TORC2 complex; TORC1 complex
Molecular function (GO): protein-containing complex binding; protein serine/threonine kinase activity; protein binding
Source: RefSeq, a predicted model, not a curated record
AUGUCUCAUAUUAUGCAAGAAAUCUCUAAACUUUUUGAAUAAUUCAAAAAGGCUAAGAAUUAAGAGAGUGAGCGCUUAGCAGCCGAUUUGCAGCAGCUUUAUUUAAAAAAUAAUUAAUAUUAUGAUGAAAUUUAUCAUGGGCUCAUUAAGUUAAUAAAUAGCAAUGAUAUAAAUGAAAAAUAUAAUAGUUUAAUAGGAAUUGAAUAGAUAUCAUAUGUUGUGCAGGAAGAUUAAUAUUUGAAUUUAUGGAGCAAGUUUAAUUCUUUAGUAUUUUAGCUUUUAGAAUAAACAGGAGAUGAAAAAGUUAUUAAAAAAUCAGCAGAAGUUUAUGGUAGGCUACUCCGUUUAGGAGGUACUCGUAUUACGAACCUUCUGACUGAUUAGAUUUAAAAACCUAUACAUUGGAUCUUUAAAAAUUCAGGUGAUAAUAAAAAAUUCUCUGGGUUGCUAGUUUUAAAGGAACUUCUAGAGUAAGCUUCUUUCGUUACAUUCAAGCAAUUUAUAAGCAAUACAGAAGACUAUAGAACAAAUCUAUGGAAUCUUAUCAAACAUAAAACAACUCUUCUUAGAGAAGCAGCUUUGAGCUUUUUUGAUGUGUUAUUAAAGCAAAUAAGUCUAAAAGAAUAGGACAUACAAGACAGAGAAUAUAACACAUUUUUUACUGAUAUUUGCUAGUCUAUGAAUGCUAGAUAAGAGGAAGUUGUUAUAGGUAAUAUAUCUGCUCUAAAAAUUCUAGUUACCUAUCCUAAUUCUGAAUAAUUCAAUGAUUAACAGUUUUCACAAAUGUGUAUGUAUGUAUUAAGUAAAAAAGAUGAAAAUUCUAAUAUCCAAAAAACUGUAAUUGAAGCUCUUCCCGCAUUAGCCAAAUUUAAGAAGUAAGCAUUUGCUGAAAAAUUCUUUAUAAAAACCACAGAGUUCCUUCUAUAGCGUAUCAACCCUCCAAAAGCAAAAUCAAUUACUCAUGAAUUAAUUGUUAGCUACUAUGACACUUUAAAUAAAAUUUCAUAGUGUAUAGAUUCUACCAUAUAUGCUAAGCUACCUGAAAACAUGAAAGAUCUCGUUUUUUAAAGCAUAUAAAACAUAACACGCUAAAUACGUUAAGAUUUACAAGAAAAGAAGCCCUACAUUUCCUUCAGAAUAUAAUGCUUGAUGUCAAUCAUAAAGAAUUUUUAGCAUAAAUAUCAAGAUCUCAUAAACGAUGAAGACUUACUGAUAAACAAUAUUCUAUUCAAUGGAUUAUAUCCUUAGAGUAUCGAAUUUCUUAAACACAUUCAGAAAUACAAUAGAAAAGAGAGAACAAGAACAGAAGUUUCUUCAUCAAUUUAAUAUAGACUGCUUCUUUGUAUCAUCACUAUUCUUUCAAAACAUAAAAACUUAUUCCCUCAAAGCUUAAAUCCGAACAAUGACAAGGAUAAAAAUUUCUACCAAAAGUUAAUUUUAAAUACAGAUAAAACACUUUCAACUGAUGAAAAAGCUAUAGCUAAUGCCAUAUAAACUCUUUCAACAUUCGGCUUUAGCAAUUACGAAAAUGAAUUAGCAAAUUUUGUUAAGGAUAAUGUUUUAGAUUAUUUAGAUAAUAAGAAUAAAAACAUACGUAAAGCAGCAGCCAAAGCAGGUUGCCUUUUAUACGUCAAAAAGGAGAGAGGAUAGUCGAUAUCUAAGAAUAUUAUGUAUGAGAUUCUAGAAAAAUUUAUGAGCGUUGCAAUCUCUGACUCAGAAGAUGAAAUUAGACAAACUAUGCUUAAGAGUUUAAAUGAAAAUUUUGACUAAUACCUAAAUGAACCCAACUAUCUUAAAAAAUUGUUCUUGUGUGUUAAUGAUAGCAAUACAUAGGUUUAAUAAUUAGUUUUAACAAUCCUUUGCAGACUUUCAAGAUAUAAUCCUUCUGAUAUCAUUCCUUUCUUAAAAAAGACUCUUUUUGAAUUUCUGUCCUAACUUAAAAUAAAUAAUCUUGAGAAUGAAAAGCAAAUGAUUAAUCUAUUAAGUUCUUUAACUUGCUUGAUAAAAAAUGGACCAGAGUUAGUUAGACCACACUCAUAAUCUAUUGCUAAUAUUCUCUUGAAUUUCUUGAAAGAUUAAAAAAUAACAAAUAAUAUGAUUCCAGAGCUUCUUAAAACCUUCAGUCAGUUAAGCUCACUCGGAGAUAAUACGAUUUUACUCUAUAUGGAUGAAAUAUUCCCUAUUUUCCUAUAGGCUAUGUAAGACAAAUCCUCUACUGCUAAGAGAGAAGCUGCAGUAAAAUCACUUGUGGAUAUUUUGAAAUAUACUGGAUUUGUUGUACUUCCAUAUUAUAAAUAUCCUAGUUUUUUGGAGAUUAUUCUUUCUUUGAUGAAGAAUGAAGUAAAUGUUGAGAUGAGACAAUAGUGCAUGAGAUUGAUAGGCUGUCUCGGUGCUAUUGAUUACUUUUAUUACAAGAAAGUCUCUGACAAAGUUAGGAAUAGACUCACUGCUUCACCUUCUUAAGAUAAUAGAUAACUUAUUAAUGAUAUCAUUAAGGUUUCCUUGAAAAAAAAAUUCAAAUACUUUAAAAAGUUAAGCGCUGCAAAGUAGCAAGAAAGCUCUUCAAUACUAACUAAAUAGCUUCACUAAUAUUAUGAAGAUAUUAUUUUGCUAGAAAAUUUUAAAUAGAAAAAAAUGUAUUUAAAACUAUCAAACAUAUAAGCAGAGAUUGAUUACAACCUAGAAGGCGCUAAUAGUUUAAAUAUAUAUCAAUAGCCUUAAAAGAAAGAUAACAGAUUUAGAGAUCAAAAUAUGAUUGAGAAAUUAUAUUCUAAACAAGAAAUUGAUGAAGAAAUUAAAAUGUUAUUGCAAUCUCCAACAGUCAUUUCUUUAACCGAUGAAGACUAUUAUUCCAAAAUAACUAUCAAAGCACUUUUGAAAAUUUUGUGCGACUAAUCUUUAAAUGAGCACCAUAGCUUAGCAGUUCAAACUCUAAGUUGCAUAAUAGGUGUGCUAUAAACAAGAACAAAAAAUUUCUUAGAUCUUUUAAUUCCCAUAUUUAUUAAGAUAGUGCGCUAAGAUAUGCUUAGAGAUCGUGAAAACAUCUUGCAAUUGAUUCAAAAAAUAAUUUUGAAUUGUGGUAGAUAUUAUGAUUAAGAAUAUUUAGAUCCAAUUCUCAAUGUAUUCCUUGAAUUUGGAUAAGAUCCUUAAUAUUAUAAAAUAUGCUUCUCAAUCCUCGAGAAUUUAAUUGAAUUUUAGAAGAGAAAUCUUAGACAUUACAUUGAGCCUAUUAUCAGAUUAAUCAACAAUGUUAUCUAUAAACCUCAAAUUGAUGAAUCAACAGUUUUGCAGGUCAUAAAAAUCUACACUCUACUUGCUGAGCUAUUGGACUCAAAUCUCCAUCUGAUCGUACCUUUCCUUUGCAAUUAUAUUAGUAAAGAUACCUCAUAAACCAAGACUAAAGUAAAAUCAGAAAUCAUAAAUUUGUUUAACUGUUUCGCUAAUUCUUGCUGUUCAACAGUCUAAUUCCUUUCUCUUAUUGUGGAUUCUAUUUUGAUAAAUUUAGAAUAAAGCAAAGAUGCCAAGUUUAUCAAUGAGUGCAUGAACACAGUUGUUGUUUUUAUUUACAUUCACAAGAAUCAGUUUUUAGUGUAUUUGACAAAGCUGAAUUACGUUGUCAAAUAAAAAAAUAUUUAACACAUUGCAUACCAAAAAUGUGUAGACAUAUUCUUAAAUAAUGGUAAUUUAGACGAUGUCUCAUCUUAAAUAGAGCCAGAAUUUUAAAAAAUUGUUGGUGAAAUUAAAACAGACUAGCCUCCUUAGUAGUAAGAGCUAUUCAAUAGUUUGUUAAGAAAGAUUGAUAGCGAUAAAUUAGCUUAGGUCUUUUCUACAUCAAGUAAUACUUCAAAGGAAGAUUGGAACUAAUGGAUUAGGAAGACUUCAGUUGAGCUGUUAAAUAAAUCACCAAACUUUGUAUUAACUCACUGCAAAGAGUUAGCAGAAAUUUAUGAAGAACUUUAAGCAGAGCUUUUUAAUAUUUCGUUUGUAUGUGUUUGGAGUCAGUUGAAAGACCACAAUAAAACUUUUAUAAAAGAAUAAUUCUCAAAAGCUAUUAACCCAGAGAAUAAUGUCCCUAUCAACAUUCUAUAAACAAUCCUUAAUUUAACAGAAUUUAUGUAGCAUGAUAAAGAGGGUAUCCCUAUUGAAAAUACAAUUCUUGGUGAUUUAGCUGAAAGAUGUCUCGCAUAUGCAAAGGCUCUUUAUUUCAGAGAAAAUGAAUUUGAAACAGCAAACAUUUAAAUUAUUGAAAGCUUAAUCUCACUUUAUACUAAUUUAGGAUAAAGAGAAGCUGCUAAAGGUUUGCUUCAGAAUGUUUAACAAUAAUUGAGAUUAGAUGUUAAUGAGAGUUGGUAUGAAAGAUUGCAUUAGUGGGAAUAUGCUCUUGAUGAUUACAGAGUAAGACAAUUAAAUAUUCCAGAGUAGAGUUUCUUUGUUCCUAAAAUGAGGUGCCUUAAUGCCCUCUCAGAUUGGGAAUAACUAAUUAAAAAUACUUAAGAAGAAAAUAACCCUGAACACAGAAAGCAAGUUAUGCAUCUUGCUGCUAAUGCUGCCAUGAAUUUAGGAAAUUGGGAACUACUUGAGAAUUUUUGUGAUAACCUACCUGAAGAAAACAGCUAAGAUAAAUAAUUCUGGUAAGCAGCUAUCUCUAUUUCUAAAGGCUAAUAUGAAGAAGCUAAGAAUUUAAUAUCUGAAUCUAUCAACAAAUUAGAUAGUUAAGUCAGUGGUUUAUUGUUGGAAAGUUAUAGCAGAGCUUACGAAAGUAUCCUAAGACUCCAGCAACUCUUCGAAAUGCAAGAAAUCAUUGAUAUUAAAGAAUUUGAAGAGAAAGUAAAUAGUACUGCAAAUCGUGAAGGGCUGAUUAAAGGUAUUUAAGAUGCAGAAAUUGAACAAAAGAGAAAGCAAUUAAGAGAUAUAUGGGCUGAUAGAUUAUAUGGUAAUCCUAAGGAUAUUGAUACUUGGUAGAAAAUUUUAUCUGUUAGAUAGCUAUACCUAUCUAAAAAAGAUGAUUUAAAUACAUGGCUAAAAUUCUGCAGACUUGCACUCAAAAACAACUAAAUGCAUAUAUGUAAGAAGACUUUAGAAGAAUUAUACUUGGAGUAUAAUAAAGACUCUUAACUAAUGCCAGCAUAACUUCAAUUAGCUGAUUUAGAAUGUAAUUAUCAAAUGAGUAUUACUAAGGAAAAAGAGAUUUGCGAAAAAAUGGAAGAAAUUCUUUAAUCUGAAAAUAAGAUAGAUAACAAAUUGACUGCCAAAAUGUACUUAAAGAUGGGUAAUUGGAUAAGAGAUAAGACUGAUGAGCUUAACUCGUUUAACAUGAAAAAAAUCGGAGAAUUUUACUAAAAAGCAAAAGAUUUUAAGCCUGAUUAUUACAAAACAUGGCAUCAUUUUGGUCUUCUCAAUUUUGAUGCUAUUAACAUGAAAUAAGAUGACACAAUUAUUGAGUAAAAGAGAGUUUAUAUUAAGAAUGCUUUAGAAGGAUUUAUGAGAAGUAUUACUCUAGGAACUUCCUCAGAGCAUAAAUCUCCUUAUAUUCUUUAAGACUCUUUGAGACUGCUUUCUAUUAUAUUUGAGUAUGGAGAUUUGGAGGAUAUUCACAACAAAUUUUUAGAGGACUUUAAAUAAAUUGAUAAUCGUGCAUGGAUUGAAGUCGUCCCUUAAAUUAUUGCUCGUCUUUCUACUACAAAAAAGAGUGUUUAACAUUUAUUGCACUCUCUUUUAACUCACAUCGCUUAGUAGCAUCCUUAAGCUCUUAUAUAUCCUCUAACAGUAGCUUUGAAGUCAAAAAUUCAAAUUAGACAAUAAGCCGCAAGCAAAAUUAUUGAAAAUAUCAAAACUCAUUCACCUUUGCUCAUAAACUAAGCACUCUUAAUUUCAUAAGAAUUAAACCGUACAGCUAUUUUGAUAAAAGAACAAUGGCUUGAAGGAAUCAAAGAAGCUUGGGAGAGAUACACAAUUGAUAAGGGUGCACAUACUCAUCUAAUAAAAAUUUUGUAGGGACUUCACGAGAUGAUGAAAGUUCCUCCAGAAUCAUUGAGUGAAAUUUCCUUCCACUAAAACUUUGGAGGUGAAAUCUUCGAAGCCGAAUCAUGGUUGGAAAGAUAUAAAAUAACAGAGGAUGCUAUUUGUCUGUGCUAAGCAUUUGAUAUUUAUUACCGCAUUUACUCAAAGCUUGAUGUUUAAUUAAAAAAGCUAGAAUUUGUUUAUUUAGAAAAUGUAUCACCUAAGCUAUUAGAAACAAAGAAUUGUGAAGUCUCUAUUCCAGGCUUGUACAAACCAACUAGACCAAUUGUAAAAAUAUCAUGCUUUUAGCCAAAAUUGGAAGUAUUAUUCUCCAAAAUGAAUCCCAGAAAAUUAUUUGUGUAUGGAUCCGAUUCUAAAGAAUACCACUUCUUAUUAAAAGGUCGUGAAGAUAUACGUUAAGAUGAAAGAGUUAUGCAGCUUUUCGCUUUGAUAAAUCGUUUACUUCACAACAAUCCCGAAACAGAAAAGAAAGACUUAAACAUUUAAAGAUAUUCAAUUAUUCCUCUUUCUAUUAACACAGGUUUACUUGGUUGGGUUCAUAAUUGCGAUACUCUUUAGGUCCUUAUCAGAGAAUACAGAAAGGCAUAUCAUAUUAGAGAAAAUCCUGAAUACAACUUGAUGGAGUAAAAAUGUUCUAAUUACAGUGUUUUGCCUCUUCCUAACAAAGUUGAAAUUUUCAGAUACAUUAUGGAAAACACGAAAGGAGAGGAGCUUAAAAAAAUCUUAUGGUUAAAAAGUCCAAAUUCAGAAAUUUGGUUAGAAAGAAGAACCAACUACACAAGAUCUCUUGCUACAAUGUCUAUAGCUGGUUAUAUUCUAGGUUUAGGAGAUCGCCAUCCUUCAAAUAUUAUGCUUUAGAGAUAUACAGGAAAAAUUGUGCACAUUGACUUUGGUGACUGCUUUGAAGUAGCUAUGAGAAGAGAAAAAUUCCCAGAAAAGGUUCCAUUUAGAUUAACUAGAAUGCUCGUCAAUGCUAUGGAAGCCUGUUAAAUAGAAGGAAACUAUAGAAAUACUUGUGAGCUAGUAUUAAAGGUAAUUAGAGAAAACAAAGAAAGUCUAAUUGCAGUUUUGGAAGCUUUUGUCUAUGAUCCACUAUUUUACUGGAGAUUAAUAACAAUAUCUGGUGAAGAAUAAGGUGAUAAAGCCAAUGAGAAAAAAGAAAAAGGAGAUGCAGUAUACCAGGCUAACAAAAAGAGAGAGUCCAGACCUUAAAGUUUGCUUGAAGUAAGCAUGGUAAACUAGGUGAGCUAUGUUGGUAGUAUUAUAUAACAAGGAACAAGCUAGGCGAUAUAAAAAUAUAUCAAGAAAGCAUAAAAAAGCAAAAUAAAUAAUUAAAAUGAUAUUGAUAGAGCAUAGUCUCCUAAAAAUAGAGAAAAAGAUAUUUAAGAAAAAUAUUACAAUGAAGAAAAAGAAUAACCAUAAGAAAAUCUAAAUAAAAAAGCCGUUGAAGUUAUGGAUCGUAUUAAGAAAAAGCUUAAUGGUAAAGAUUUCUAAGAAAAUGAAUCACUAACAUACACUGAAUAAGUUAGUAAGCUAAUUAAUCAAGCUACAUCUCAUGAAAAUAUUUGCUAGGCUUAUAUUGGGUGGUGUCCAUUUUGGUGA